UUCCCUAUAAAAUCCCGGGAUUGUCAGGAAAUCGGGAAUUCCGUGGGUCUUCCCUAUGAAAUCCCGGGAUUGUCGGGAAGCCCUGGGAGCCUUUUCCGUGUUUUUUCAGGCUGCGAGCGGCGCUGGAUGGAGGACGGGAGCGGCGCCGGCUGCGCCCGGUGCCGGAACCAGAGCCUGGGGCCCCUCGGCGCCUGCGGGGGCCCCGAGGUCGCGGCUUCGCUGAUUUUGGGGACGUUUCUCCUCAGUUUGGUCCUGAUCCUCUCGGUGGCUUCUUUCUUCUACCUCAAACGAGCCAACAAACUCCCAAAGGUUUUCUACAGGGGCAACAAAGCAUCUGUUCUGCAGCCUAGUGAAACAGCAUCCAUGAUCCCUCCUCCUGCUUCUUCAGUGCGGAAGCCGCGCUACGUCCGCCGCGAGCGCUCGCAGGGCCCGGCCGAGAGCCGGGUCAGCAACGUCUGAGCCCGGCCGGAGAUCCCGGAAAUCCCGAAAAUCCCGACCCUGGAAACCCCGAAAA
Messenger RNA from Lonchura striata (white-rumped munia), 514 nucleotides. The record is from RefSeq and is a predicted model, not a curated record. Lineage: Eukaryota; Metazoa; Chordata; Aves; Passeriformes; Estrildidae.